Messenger RNA from Corticium candelabrum, 602 nucleotides. RefSeq lists its product as uncharacterized. Bases 93 to 602 code for a protein of 169 amino acids. The record is from RefSeq and is a predicted model, not a curated record. NCBI's taxonomy places the organism in Eukaryota, Metazoa, Porifera, Homoscleromorpha, Homosclerophorida, Plakinidae. The transcript has 2 exons.
UAUAACUAAAUAAACCUGGAUAAUCUUUAAGCCCCCGGAUAAUUAACAAAAGCCCGGAUUACCGACCCGGAUAAACAAGUCGUGCUGUAACGAUGGCAGCCGGUGACGAUGACAGCUGGCUUUUCAGCGAUGUUCCGUCCGAUUACGUUUGUACGGAGAACGCAUGUGCUUGUCACGUGAAUUUCAAGCGGCCACUGGCGUUUGAACACAGUCCUUCGACGUUUGGAAAGCCGAAAUCAAAACGCAAGGACCAUUUUAAUCCAAUUGACAGUUACUGUCCUCGGAGUUCCAGAUCGCGAGGUGCGCGAAAUGGGCUACCUCGCGCGACGUGCGCGACGGGUAACUCGAGGCAAAGUGAACACGUGUGUACGAAACAAAGAGGAAAACCAGGAAGAGUAAAAAGGAGUAAACAGCAGAAGACUAAUGGCAGUGAUGACUUGAAGGCUAAGCCAACAUUUUGUAAACUAGAGAUUGGACUACUUGAUGACGUCACAACUAAACACUUUAUUUGGCAAAAGAGACUUCGACACCGCUCUCCACCAGAAAUCCUCGUAGAAGACACUCCACCGUCAAACUCUACGCCACAAACUAGAAUUCACUGA